AUGGAAAGAUACGGUCUUAUCACCAGCAUCGUGGGAAGAGCGGAGAAGGAAAAUUCACCCCCGGAAAAUGGCCUCCAGCAGCGGGGAAAAUCCUCCUCGUCGCCGUUGCACCCGCUGCAAAAAUGCAGUCCGACGAGACCGACGACGACGGAUCAGCUCGUGAGUAUCCUCGAGGAAAACGGCGGAAGGACCGAUGGUCCUUCGAGCAGGAAACCGAUUUGCCUGGAGUCCAAGCCGCCUCGACGACGAGAGUCAAACCCGAUCGGAAACAUCCUCCAGGUCCAUCUUCAACGCGGCGGAGAAAUCGCGGCGAAAUACGGAGGCGUUGGAAGCUCCGCUGGCAAACAGAAGAUACCGAGACCCGCCAACGCCUUCAUGCUCUUCGCUAACGAGUGGCGGAAAAAAUUGGCCAUACAAAAUCCUAGGGAGUCGAACAAGGACAUCAGUGUCAGGUUGGGCGUCUUGUGGAAGAACAUGGCCAAGGGGAUCAAGGAGAAAUAUUUCGCCCUGGCGCGGGAAGUCGAUGCGGAGCACAAGCGGAAGUAUCCCGGUGAGAAAUUGCGCGCCUAA
Neodiprion fabricii is the source of this 570-nucleotide messenger RNA. RefSeq names its product transcription factor SOX-3-like. Lineage: Eukaryota; Metazoa; Arthropoda; Insecta; Hymenoptera; Diprionidae. Bases 1 to 570 code for a protein of 189 amino acids. The transcript is spliced from 3 exons. Gene Ontology annotation, biological process: anatomical structure morphogenesis; cell differentiation; regulation of DNA-templated transcription. The record is from RefSeq and is a predicted model, not a curated record. Gene Ontology annotation, molecular function: DNA-binding transcription factor activity, RNA polymerase II-specific; RNA polymerase II cis-regulatory region sequence-specific DNA binding.